GCGGUCCUUGGAUUUUUCGCCCGUCAAUCACUAUCGCGACCACUUGCACCCAACAUUCGAGGGACGACUAACCCCAGCAGCACAGCAAAACAACAAAUCUUCGCCGACCGGUUUGAGGAUUUGAGCUGCCCUUCUUUCCUUUUCUUUAAUUCCCCCAGAAAAGACGGUUACGAUGUCGAGCUUCGAGCAAGUUGUCGUCAUCGAUGGCAAGGGCCAUCUCCUUGGCCGACUCGCCUCCAUUGUCGCCAAGCAGCUCCUCAGCGGCCAGAAGAUCGUUAUUGUCCGCUGCGAGGCUCUCAACAUCUCUGGCGAGUUCUUCCGUGCGAAGCUCAAGUACCACGCCCACCUCCGAAAGAUCACCCGUUACAACCCCACCCGCGGUGGUCCCUUCCACUUCCGCGCUCCCUCCCGAAUCUUCUACAAGGCUGUCCGUGGCAUGAUCCCCCACAAGACCGCCCGUGGUGCUGCUGCUCUCGAGCGCCUCAAGGUCUUCGAGGGUGUCCCCCCUCCCUACGACAAGACCAAGAAGGUCGUCGUUCCCCAGGCUCUCCGUGUUCUCCGACUCCAGCCCGGCCGCAAGUUCUGCACUGUCGGUCGUCUGUCCAGCGAGGUUGGCUGGAAGUACGAGGACGUCGUUGCUCGAUUGGAGGAGCGAAGAAAGGCCAAGGGCGCUGCUUUCUACGAGCGCAAGAAGAUUGCCGCCCGACAACUGGCUGAUGCGAAGAAGAACGCUUCUGUCAAGGAGGAGACCGCAAAGGCCCUUGCCAAUUACGGCUACUAAGCUGGCCAAAUCCCUCGACCUGGGAUCUUGCCGGUCUAGGUAAACUUGGCAACGUCUAUCAUUUCUCGUGCGUUUCAUUAGAAUGGCGCGGCGGUUCAACAAAGGGAUUUACUUGAUUUGCUGAGUGAUGGCAAGGGUGGCUCGAGGAGUAGAUGUCGAUUCCCCCCAAAAAGAAUGUUCUAAAUGAAAAAAGUCCCUCCCCGAUUAUCGAACCACAUUUGCACU
Messenger RNA from Fusarium oxysporum Fo47, 1006 nucleotides. Its product is annotated as 60S ribosomal protein uL13. The transcript is spliced from 5 exons. NCBI's taxonomy places the organism in Eukaryota, Fungi, Ascomycota, Sordariomycetes, Hypocreales, Nectriaceae. Gene Ontology annotation, cellular component: cytosolic large ribosomal subunit; ribosome. The record is from RefSeq and is a predicted model, not a curated record. Gene Ontology annotation, molecular function: mRNA binding; structural constituent of ribosome. Bases 173 to 781 code for a protein of 202 amino acids. Gene Ontology annotation, biological process: translation; negative regulation of translation.